AUGGUAAACAUCUUCCAACGCCUCACCAGACGAGGAACAAGCUCCAACACGCCCGAAAGCGGAACAAGCGCUCCAGGUCCCGAUCCAGAUAUGCCCUCUCAUUCACACGAUUUACACAGAACAACCAGCAUUGCUUCAGUAAAGCGUGCUCGUCGACAUGAUCAUACAACCGAUGACCCGGUGCCGCGCCGUCUGAUUCUGAUAUCCGAUACACCGGAAUUCGACCCGGAGAUCAUCCGUCGUUUUCGAGCAGAAUCAUUUGAGGUAGAAUAUUUGCCUUUUGUAUGUACCGGCGACACCGAGAGGGAUCGAAAGGGUUUGGAGAAUAAAGUGCAUCUGAAAGAAGAUGACUUGGAGAAUGGAGAGCGAUAUGCUAUAAUUGCAUACAACCGGCCCGCAUAUUAUUUUCUAAUAUCCCACCACCUCACCACAAGCAACACAAACCCAUUUCCACGCCUAUGUGCCCUAAUAGCAUACUACCCACUCUCAUCAACAGCCAUACAUGCACCCAGCACCCCCAAAAACGCCCACACGCAAAGUCAAUGCGGGAUUCCAGCUUGCUCGGACACAGAGUCCAUCUUCCAGCCCGCCCCAUCAGCGACCUUCCUGCCAAUCCAGAUCCACAUCCCAGGUGACGUGGAAAGCACAAGUGCGUGCACAUUUUGGCCGUGGAUCACCGUAUCCGCCGAAGGAGACGUGACGUACAAAAAGCGACAUCGCUGCCACGUAUUCACGUACCCGGAUUCCCGAGUCGGGUUUGCAGAGCGGCAUCACCGGCCAGGGAAAGAGAAUGAACAUGCACUUGAGGCCAGUGACAAGGACGUGAGCUUGAAUCUGUCCUGGAGCCGGACAAUGGGCUGUUUGAGACGCGCGUUUGGAGCUGGGAGUAAUUGGCCUGUUGUUGCUAUUGAGACGAUAUGGGACGAGUAUUGGCAGCAUUUACUUGCCGAGGUGGAUGGGUCUGGCGUGCGUGGUGGAGUGGAUUCGUCGAGAUCUGCGAUUGAGAUUAUGAGUGGACGGGGCGAGAGUCAAGAUGAAGAAGGGCUAUCUGUGGAGUGUAUUCCCUCGAAGGCAGGGGGUUCUGAUCCCCAGACUCUUCGAUCCUUUUUCAAGCAUGCAUUUAUUCCUGCUGGACCGGCAAGUCAGCAUAUUCGUCUUCGGUCGAGAACAGUAGGCACCGAUCAAAUCGUGGACGAGAUACGGUUUUCUUUCUGUCAUUCUGCGGAGGUGCCUUGGUUGUUACCUGGCGUUGAGCCGACAGGCCGUGACAUCUCGGUGGAUAUUGUUGUUGUGGCUUGUUUCCGUGCGGAUCGCAUCGUGCGACAGGUUCUGUAUUGGGAUCAGGCAAAUGUACUUGUACAGGCUGGGGCUCUGGAUGCAGGACUUUUGCCAAAGAUGAACUCUUUGAGUGAAUAA
Messenger RNA from Penicillium verhagenii, 1416 nucleotides. Its product is annotated as dienelactone hydrolase. Gene Ontology annotation, biological process: polyketide metabolic process. Lineage: Eukaryota; Fungi; Ascomycota; Eurotiomycetes; Eurotiales; Aspergillaceae. The transcript has 3 exons. The coding region runs from base 1 to 1416 and encodes 471 amino acids. The record is from RefSeq and is a predicted model, not a curated record.